AUGCCUCGCAGCGCCUCGACCGUAGACAGCGCUGAGAGCCUACCCCCCCACAGGGGGCACGGCGACGCAGGCGAGCGCUCGAGCACGGCCGAGGACGCGAUCGUCAUCUCGUCCUCUGAUGAAGGAGACGCCCUGUCGCUCCACUUGACCAACCAAGCGCCCCCAGGCAACGCCAACGCAAGGGAGAGCACCGACGGUGCAGAAAGCCCCUCCGGCUCCGACGGCGAGCGGUGGCCAGAGGGCGUGGCCCCGCCCUGGCGACUACACAAGAUACAGAGCCUCCAGAAGCGCAGCGCGCGCGCGCAGCCGAGCCCGUCCCCGCUCAGCGCCACCCAGAAACCACCACCACCUGACGGGACAAGUACGCUUGCCCGCCCUUGGCCGCCGCAACCGCACCCACGCGCCGCCCCGCACGCCCCCGCCCUCACCCCGCCCUCCCCCUGCCUCCACGCAGACCGGCAGCCCUCCCCGCCGCCGCUCCCGGGCCGCCUCGGCAACACAUUCCAUGCUCUGCAAUCCGCCCCCGCCUCGCCGCCGGACCCCGCCGCGACGCUCGCGCGCGAGCGGCCGCCGCCCGGCGGCCGGCCCGUCGUCGAGGGCCGCGUCAUCGCGGACAGCAACGCGCUCUCGGCCCUCCACAGGGAGGUGGGCCUGUUUGCGCGCUUGUGCGAGCCCGCGCCCUCGGAGCGGCGCGACGUCGACGCCGUCGUCGCGAUGGUCCACAAGGCCGCCGCGCACACCUUCGGGCGCGCCGCGCGCGCCACGCUCUUCGGCUCCCGCGCCACAGGGCUCGCGCUACCCGGGUCGGACCUCGACAUCGUCAUCCUCGGCGGCGAGGCUGACGCACUGAUGCUGAGUCCGGCGUCGGGGUUCGCGCGCAAGCACCGGCCGCGGCUGGUCGGGCGGCUCAACGACCUGCUCGCGACGCUCCAGGGCAUGGGCGCUGUGCAGGCUGGCUACGUGAUUGGCACCGCGAAGAUUCCGAUUAUCAAGUCGAGGAUGCGGGCGCCCGGGUCGAAGGCCGUGCUGCCCGUGGACAUCUCGCUCGGGGUCGCGAACGGCGAGGCGGCUGUCGGGCUGAUGGGGCGGUCGCUGGCGGAGCUGUGGCCGGCGCGCCCCGUGCUGCUCGUGGCCAAGGCGCUGCUGCGCGAACACAACCUGAACGAGGUGUUCACGGGCGGGGUCUCGUCGUACUCGCUCUUCUCCAUGGUCGCCGCGCACCUCGUGCGCCUCGGGUACCCGGUGCCCGCCGCGAUACGAAGCCGCGGCGAUGCCGACAGGUCGGGGUCGCAACCGGGGGCGUUCGAGCUCAACGGCGGCGGCGUCCCGGGCGGGUCAGCGUCCCCGCUGCCCAGCGAUCUUCCGCACGACCUCGGCGACAUGCUGCUGUCGUUCCUGCAGUUCUUCGGGGCCGAGUUCAACUACCGCCGCGACGCCGUGAGCGUCAGACGCGGCGGGACGUGCCGCAAGCUGCACCAGUGGGUCAGCGCGGGGCGUCCAUGGGGCCUCGCGGUCGAGGAUCCGCAGGAGGACGGGAGAGACGUCGCGGCGGGCACGUACAACAUCGGCGACGUCCAGGAGUGCUUGCGGCGGGCUGCAGCGCGCCUGCGGAAGGCCACGCGGGCGAACGAAACGGCGCCCGACGCGCCCUUCGACGAGCAGGCUGCGUGGAAGGCCGUGCAGGAGGCGAGCAUGGGGGCGAACGGCGCCGGCGGCGUUGCUGCCGCAAGCCACAUUCGUUUCGACGAGCACAUGCCGCUGCUGUCGUCGAUCAUCGACGUGACGAGCGCGCUGACGCACGGGCGUCUGCACGACGACGCGCACCGCGCCGAGGCGCUGCGCAUUGUGCAGAUGGCGCGGCGCAAGCCCGCAGCGGCGCCGGCGCACCCGGGGAAGCGCACGGCAGAGGAGGCCGUGCUGACGGUGAGCAGCUCCAGCGACGAGGAGCCCCCGCGCAAGCGCGUGAAGACGGCGCGGCGCGGCGGCGGGCGUACGGGGGGGGGUGUCGGCCACAGAGCCGCAGAACAGCCCCGCAGUCGAGAGAGUCAGGGUGCGAAGAACAAGAAGCGGGGAGCUGGGGGAGCUGGAGGCGGGCCGAAGAAGAAGGCGAAGGGGGCGGCGCAGAAGGGCGGCGGGCGCGGCCCGGCGGCGCCUGGCAGAGGUCGCGGCAGCGGCGCAAACACGCACGGUGCGGGCGCGGGGGGCCGGGGCGCUGGGAUCCGGGGCCGGGGCGGGAGAGGGAAGGAUCGUGGGCGCGGAACCGCCGGGGCGGGAAGAGGCGGGAGUGCGCGGGGCGGCAGUGGCAGGGCAAGCUCCCGGGGCAAGGCGCGGGGCGGGUGGACCGCGCACGUGUGA
Messenger RNA from Pedinophyceae sp. YPF-701, 2355 nucleotides. The record is from the annotation of a GenBank genome assembly. Lineage: Eukaryota; Viridiplantae; Chlorophyta; Pedinophyceae.